GACGCCAUGACGCCGAUGCCCGAGGAUGGCGGCGGCGGCGGCGGCGGUAGCUGUGGCUACUUCCCGGAGACGGUUGGUAGAGACACCGAGAUGCCGAAGAGCGCGCCGCCCGCGCGAGGUGUAGACGGGGCACUGCCUGCAGAGCAGGUCCUGCCAGCCUCACUGGAAAGGAUGACCUCGUGUCCGUGAUGGGCUGUGGGACAAGCAAGGUCCUUCCUGAGCCACCCAAGGAUGUCCAGCUGGAUCUGGUUAAGAAGGUGGAGCCCCUUAGUGGCAUUAAGAGUGAUGUGUACAAGCACUUCAUCACAGAGGUGGACAGUGUUGGCCCUCUCAAAGCUGGGUUUCCAGCAGCCAGUCAGUAUGCAUACCCCUACCCCACUGCCCCUACUACUGGCCACACACAGCCUCCCUCAGAACCACCACGCAGAGCCAGGGUGGCUAAGUACAGGGCCAAGUUUGACCCACGUGUGACAGCUAAGUAUGACAUUAAGGCCCUGAUUGGCCGAGGCAGCUUCAGCCGAGUGGUACGUGUGGAACACCGAGCUACCCGGCAGCCAUAUGCCAUUAAGAUGAUCGAGACCAAGUACCGGGAGGGGCGGGAGGUGUGUGAGUCUGAGUUGCGCGUGUUGCGCCGGGUACGUCAUGCCAACAUCAUCCAGCUGGUGGAGGUGUUUGAGACACAGGAACGUGUGUACAUGGUGAUGGAACUGGCCACAGGCGGAGAGCUCUUUGACCGUAUCAUCGCCAAGGGUUCCUUCACUGAGCGUGAUGCCACACGGGUGCUGCAGAUGGUGCUGGAUGGUGUCCGGUAUCUGCAUGCGCUGGGCAUCACACACCGAGACCUCAAGCCUGAGAAUCUGCUCUACUACCACCCAGGCACCGACUCUAAGAUCAUCAUUACCGACUUUGGCCUGGCCAGUGCUCGCAAGAAGGGUGAUGAUUGCCUGAUGAAGACCACUUGUGGCACUCCGGAGUACAUUGCCCCCGAGGUCCUGGUCCGUAAGCCCUACACCAACUCAGUGGACAUGUGGGCACUGGGAGUCAUUGCCUACAUCCUGCUCAGUGGCACCAUGCCCUUUGAGGAUGACAAUCGUACCCGGCUGUACCGGCAGAUCCUCAGGGGCAAGUACAGUUACUCGGGGGAGCCCUGGCCUAGUGUGUCCAACUUGGCCAAGGACUUCAUUGACCGUCUGCUGACAGUGGACCCUGGAGCCCGUAUGACUGCACUGCAGGCUCUGAGGCACCCGUGGGUGGUAAGCAUGGCAGCCUCUUCGUCCAUGAAGAAUCUGCACCGCUCCAUCUCCCAGAACCUUCUCAAACGUGCCUCCUCACGCUGUCAGAGCACCAAAUCUGCCCAGUCCACACGUUCCAGCCGCUCAACACGCUCCAACAAGUCACGCCGUGUGCGGGAACGGGAGUUGCGGGAGCUCAACCUGCGUUACCAGCAGCAGUACAAUGGCUGAGCCACCUGGCUAUGGUAUAGACAUGUCAUGGGCCCAGCCUGGCCACUCAUUGCUGUGCCUUCUGGGCCUGAUACCCUCUCUAGAGAUAGGCCUGCACGGCUAGCAGGAGGUAAAGAAUGGCUCCUUCCCCUUCUCUGUGCUUCAGCAGCCCCCUUCCUCACCUUGGGUCUGGGCCAGGUGUGACAGAGUGGAGGUGGCCCAGGGGGCUGUGACCUCCUUGGCCUGGCAUGGCUACUCCUGUUCGUGGACAACUGCUCUUGUAUGAGUUGUGGGAAGGGACCACACCUGGCCUUCACUAUCUACCUUGCCCUGUGUUUUCCCCAGACCAGAGGGGCCUGCAGUGCUGCCUGGAGGUUGUCUUAUGGCCCUAGGACAUUCUGUGACAGUUACUUUUGGAAUGCCCCCUUUCCUCUGCAGAGCCUUGCUCCCUGGCCCCCCACAUUCCAAGGCUUCCUGAUCCUCAAAUCAGGCUCCAUGGGAUGCACACAGUUAUGCCUUAACUAGACUCUCAGCCCCUGGCUAGAUCCAGACAGUCAGAUUUGUCUUCCUGGUGCCUCCAGGACCUCUGGUGGUAGUGCCAAUGCAUGGACCUUAGUGCUUCUGGAUCUGGGCUGGUGGCAGGCUUGCCCCAGCUUCCAGUCCUUCCCUGGCCACCAGCCAACCACUCUCAGUGCCACUUUUGCAGAGCCCACCAUUGCUUUUUGCUCCCCUUUGGAUGACCAUUCCAUUCCCCAGGUGCCUCCUUCCCUACUGUGGGGGGUAAAGGAAGCCCCACUGCUGCUACCUGGGGGGUGGAGCACCUGGGGGCCAAGGCAGAGCACAGGGAGUUCCCCGUUAGUAUUUCAUUGUUAGUACCAGUACAACCCAUGGCCCCUUCCCUUCAGGCUCCACUGUUCCUUCCUCUGUGACUGCAUGAAGGCGCCAUCUGGUGUCUAGCAUAGGUACAGGCAGCCUGGGUGCAAUCUCUGCACACCCAUCCUGCACACAGUCCUCCAGGAGGAAGUGGGAAGGAAGGAGUUGCUGCAUUGGGAGAGGUCUACCAGCUGCUCAACUCUCCCCUUCCACUGAGCUUCUGCACACCUUUCCCUGGAACUUAGCCUUACUCUGUGACCUGCCUCUGAACCCUGGGUGCCUGGGACACUGGCCUUCUCACAACUGACCUUGCCCCACCCACUCUGUGCCUAUAUCCUUUCACAGCAUUAACCUUCAGUCUGGGCCCUGCUCAGUCUCAGGCUGGAGGGAGCCCUGGUGGGAGGUGGGUGGGAUUGGGUGGCUACUUUCCCACCUGAGCCAGAACUGUCCUAUUUCUCAUGGUGUCGCCCUCUACCAAAAACCAAGCUGGAACCAAGCCUCCUUCCACAGCUGCUUUCAGUGGGUAGGAAGGGGCCAGGGCCCAGCUUUGGCCUUGGCUUGAUGACAGGAUCUCUGCCAGCAAGGGGGGUUUGUCCCCCUCAGCUCUUACUAGUGAGCAACCUUGGGCUAGGCCCUCUAUCUGCAUGUGCCACCUCCAGUGGGAAACCAAACCAAAGAGACGACUCUGUGCCAAGUCAACUGUGCCUUAUACACACCCUUCCUUCCGUCCCCACUGCCCCCUGGGUAGGAGGCAGUGGAGAGCCAAACACCAUGGCCUCAGAACUUCUCCCCAAAUCCCCAAGUAUCUCUGGGGGCCUGAAGCCCUGGGGAUAUAUUUCCUCACUUGCCCAGGGUAGUCCUGGUCCUGAGGGUAGGACAGAGGGGGUUUGGAGACUUGGGCCUUUGAUAGGCCUGCCUGGGUUUUGAUGCCAUGGACCAUGGAUGAAGAAUGUGCAGUUAUUUAUUUUGUGUACUCAGUUUGUAAAUGUAUCCUCUGUAUCCAGUAAACAGGCUGCCCUCCCCAGGGAAGGCUGCCUAUUCAUUCCA
Messenger RNA from Nycticebus coucang (slow loris), 3362 nucleotides. It is a transcript of the gene PSKH1, whose product is annotated as protein serine kinase H1. The transcript is spliced from 3 exons. Lineage: Eukaryota; Metazoa; Chordata; Mammalia; Primates; Lorisidae. Gene Ontology annotation, molecular function: protein kinase activity; ATP binding. The record is from RefSeq and is a predicted model, not a curated record. The coding region runs from base 189 to 1463 and encodes 424 amino acids. Gene Ontology annotation, biological process: protein phosphorylation.